CUGUUGCCCGGACCAGCCCAUUCAGCAUCCAGGUCCCUCAGCCUGACGGAGACUGCGCACCGAGGACGCCGCGGAGAGGGAGGGCAGAGGCUGAACGUUUGCGCACAGCUUUUCAAGCCCGGAUACAAGAAACAGACAGCACUAAGAAUGAUUUCCUCGCACCUGUUCCUGCUGAUGUUGAACUCCGUCCUGACCACCGCGGCGGUCAGCAGUUUCCAACAAGUGUCGCCGAAACCAUUCACAAGUGACCUGGAUGAGGACAUGGUCUCCCAGCAUAUGUUCAGAUUGUACGAGAAAUACAACAAGGAGAAUCGCCUCAAAGAGGGAAACACUGUUAGGAGUUUCAGAGCCAAUCGAGACUCUACUGACCACAGGAUGAUGUACCAACUCAACCUCACAACCCUCCAGGACACAGAGGUCAUCCUCUCGGCCACAUUUCACUUCCUGUUUGAGACGAACCCACAUCCAAAACCCUGGUUCUGUAAAGGCUUCAAGAGCCCAUCCUGUCGCUCCGCGGCCAUCCACCCAUCUCCACCCAUCAGAUUGAUACUUCGCUCUGUCCUUUCUGGGUCAGAGGGGUCCUUUCUAGGCAAUGUGACCUUCCACCCUCACAGGAGAGGGGUGUGGCAGAUGAAAGAUGUGACCCAGGUCAUAAAGGAAGCCCAGGACAGGGGUCAGUUGUUGGUGUCACUUCAAUUGGAUUUAGGGCAGCAGCCCCAUAAGAAAUCAGAAGAGAAUCUGCCUCCCGGCAGCAUGCCAUACCUGUUACUGUAUGCUGAUGACCAAACCUUAACAGAACCCAACAGUGUGGCAGCAAGCCUCCAGAAAUAUGACCCAUUCAACGAGGGAGAUUUCCUUCCCAGACAAAACUCCUCACCAGAGCUGAUAGGACGUGUAAGAAGGGAAACACAACUGAGCUCUGACCCCGUCCAGAACAAUGAGCUGCCUGAGGUAGACUACUGGCUCAGUGGAUACAGGAAAGAUGACCAGCUGGACAGUAGUUGGCACUUGGCUCUCAAACCCAAGCCUAAAUCAGAGAGAAAUGAAAAGAAGAGAAAGACCCAAGAUGAUACAUAUGAACCGCAAAUGGUCACAGAAGAAGCAUCACAAGAGGCCCACACAGAAGAUUCACCGGCAAAAAAACUCCAAAACAGUCACUCUGCCAAGGACAGGCGAAAGAAUGAGCGGAAAGAGGAGGGAAAAGGUGGAAAAAAGCACAAGGGAAGUGCUAAGACUCGGUCACCUGUUCUGAAUUUUGACGAGCAAACCAUGCGGAAGGCCAGGAGACGGCAAUGGGGCAGCAGCCAGCACAGAGGCUGCUCCAGGAGGAACCUCAGAGUGGAUUUUGCAGACAUUGGCUGGAGUGAGUGGGUCAUAGCUCCCAAGGCCUUUGAUGCAUACUACUGCUCUGGCACGUGUGGUUUCCCCAUGCCACAGGUGCUGAGGCCGUCCAACCACGCCACAAUCCAGAGCAUAGUGCGAGCUGUCGGGAUCAUCCCCGGGGUUCCUGAGCCCUGCUGCGUCCCGGAAACCAUGAGUCACCUGGCAGUGCUAUUCAAAGACGAAUCCAGGAACCCAGUGCUCAAGAUUUACCCCAACAUGUCCGUCCAGUCCUGCUCCUGCAGAUAA
Molecule: messenger RNA, 1629 nt
Organism: Menidia menidia (Atlantic silverside)
Lineage: Eukaryota; Metazoa; Chordata; Actinopteri; Atheriniformes; Atherinopsidae
Source: the annotation of a GenBank genome assembly